Trematomus bernacchii (emerald rockcod) is the source of this 2547-nucleotide messenger RNA. It is a transcript of the gene hsd11b2, whose product is annotated as hydroxysteroid (11-beta) dehydrogenase 2. The transcript has 5 exons. Lineage: Eukaryota; Metazoa; Chordata; Actinopteri; Perciformes; Nototheniidae. Gene Ontology annotation, molecular function: oxidoreductase activity. The record is from RefSeq and is a predicted model, not a curated record. The coding region runs from base 67 to 1275 and encodes 402 amino acids.
CACACACACACACACACACACACACACACAACACCCUCACACACACACACACACUCGGACAGGUGGAUGGAGGACUACACCCUCCCGUUCUGGGUCUACCUGCUGGUCGUCACGGUGCUGGUGGGCGGGGCUCUGAAGAAGGUGCUGGCGUCUCACCUGCUGGCCCCCCCCCUGCUGCUGGGAGCCUCUGUGCUGGGGGGGGCUCCGCUGCUUCUGAUGGUUCUGCUGGUUCUGCUGGUUCUGAUGGUUCUGCUGUACUGCAGGAGCCACCCCCUCGCUGACCUGCCCUCCCACGGGAAGGCCGUGCUCAUCACAGGAUGUGACUCUGGGUUCGGGCAGGCCACAGCGAGGCAUCUGGACUCUCUGGGGUUCCAGGUGUUCGCCACAGUUCUGGAUCUGAACUCUUCUGGAGCCAAAGAUCUUCAGAGGAGCUGUUCCAGCCUGCUGACCCUGCUGAGGGUCGACAUCACGCAGCAGAGCCACGUCCAGCAAGCCCUGGCCAAGGUCCAGAGCCUGCUGGGGCCCCGGGGUCUGUGGGCUCUGGUGAAUAACGCAGGAGUGUGUGUGAACUUCGGAGACGCUGAACUCUCUCUGAUGUCAAACUUCCGCGGCUGCAUGGAGGUGAACUUCUUCGGGACGCUGAGCGUCACAAAGAGCUUCCUGCCUCUGCUGCGCCUCUCCAGGGGGAGGAUCGUGAACAUCUCCAGCCCUGCAGGUGACCAGCCGUUCCCCUGCCUCGCUGCGUACGGAGCCUCUAAAGCAGCUCUGAACCUGCUGACCUCCACCCUGAGACACGAGCUGGAGCCCUGGGGGGUCCAGGUGUGCACCGUGCUGCCCUCCUCCUUCAGGACAGGGCAGUCCAGUAACUCUGAGUACUGGGAGCAGCAGCACCAGCGCCUCCUGCAGGAUCUCCCCCCCGCGCUGCUGCAGGAUUACGGAGAGGAUUACGUGACGGAGACGAAGGAUCUUUUUAAAUCUCAUGCCUCCCGAGCGGACCCUGACCUCCGCCCAGUGAUCGAGACCAUCGUCCGCGCGCUGCUCGCCCCCCGGCCGAGACCACGCUACUUCGCUGGGCCAGGAAUCGGCCUCAUGUACUUCAUCAGCAGCUAUCUUCCAGACAACCUGAGCAGCCGCUUCCUGCAGAAAGUCUUUGUGAAGAAAACGCUGCUUCCACGCGCUCUGAGGAAGGAGAGCGGCAUCCACCUGAGGAUCAACAACAACAACAACAACGAAGAGGAGGAGAAGGGGGAGAAGGAGGAGGAGAAGCUGAAGUAGAGAUCUUCGUGUUUCAUUCCGACAAACAACUUCCUGUGCCACCACAGCAGCGUCUUCAUCACACGUCAACCAGCAGAUACAGAAACAUCAGCGCUGAGAUCAAAAUAAAUACAACACUGAUUCAAGAUCUGAAGAAGAUGACGAGACAUUCAGCAUUAGCCGUUAGCAUGUUCGGGACCAUCGAUUUAAACAAAUAAUAUGGAGUUAAAUCAAUUAAUCAAUUGAAACUUUAUUCAGGAUUCAAUUGGGUUUAAGCCAGGAUUUAAUCAAGUUUAAUUCAGGAUGAAAUUGAGAAUAAAUCAGGAUGAGAUCAAGAUGAAAUCAGGAUGAAAUCAGGAUGAAAUCAGGAUGAGAUCAAGAUUAAACAGGGUGGAAAUCAGGAUGAGAUCAGGGUUGAAUCAGUUUUAAAUCAGGUGGAAAUCAGGGUUGAAUCAGUUUUAAAUCAAGAUGAAAUUAAUAAUGAAUCAGUAUUAAACAGGAUGGAAUCUGACUCGAAGCGCUGGACUGACGGAAAGGAAACAGAAUCCUUUAAAAUCAAAAGUUACAGUUUAGAUGUUUCUCUCACAGAACCAAAAUAAUCUAAUUUAUAUUUGAUUUCAGCUUAUCUUACUUCCUGUUAACCUUCACAAUAAAAGCACAAGUGUAGAGGACUUUGAAGCACAACGAGUUUAGGUUUUAUUCACCAGACGUCUUUCAUCACAAACACACGAGAGGUUUUAUGUAGCUUUGCAUCGUCUGCGAAUGAUUAUCAAUAAUAAAACGUCCAAUAAAACUGAAAACGCUGCUACGUUUUGAACACAACAAAUGUUUUACUGAACCCGUCAUUCCUCAGAAACAGCCUCGCUAAUGAGCAGCUUUUCAAAAUAAGACCCGGAGAACCCCCGCCCCCCAGCACUGACUCUGUUUUUAUGAUUUAAUAUAUGAACAUAAAGAGUUAUUUUUCUAGCUGUAACUUUAUUUAUUGUGGAGUCAUAAAUACACACAGUGUGAGAAAAUGAAUCUUUUUUAAUAUGUUCCUGAGGUCUGUGGAAACCUCCUCCUUCAUCAUCAUCAUCAUCAUCAUUAUUAUUAUUGUUGUUAUUAUUAUUAUUGGAAAUAUUAUUAUUUUAUAUUCUGCCCACUUUUCUGUUUUUGAACCAAAUUAUUUAUGGCGUCUUUUCUUUUAUCAUCACUUUAACUGUGAAUUUUGUAUUAAAGCAUGUAAAAAAAACACACAAAUAUGAUGUAAAAUGUUCCCAUGGUUUAUUCUUUGAGAGAAAUAAAGUCAACUUU